Molecule: messenger RNA, 2094 nt
Organism: Esox lucius (northern pike)
Lineage: Eukaryota; Metazoa; Chordata; Actinopteri; Esociformes; Esocidae
Exons: 2
Coding region: 335-1147 (270 amino acids)
Molecular function (GO): RNA-DNA hybrid ribonuclease activity; nucleic acid binding
Source: RefSeq, a predicted model, not a curated record
UAUUACAAAAUGGGGCAAUGUAAUGAGAAAACGUUAACCACAGAUGAAAAAUACAUGCGCAAUAAUCACCCGGGUGCCAUUACGUACAUAGGAGAAUGGAAAAAACGUUUUGAUUUCUCAGGCAACUUUAAAUUAGUAGAACUGCAGUUCAUUAGGCGAAAUUUGCAAAGUAAGGAAAUUUUAAGCAAGGGAAGAAGACGGGAAAAUAUCCAAGCCCAAUUAACGGCAAUAGCUGUGUGGAUAGAACAAGCAAAGAAGAGGGAACAAUACAGGGAGGAGAAGAAGAAGCGGAAAGCAGAAAAAGCAUUGGUGGGGUUGGCCAACAUCAAGCCUGAUGAAGAAACAGGCAGCAGAGAUAAUUGCAUUAACGGAAGCAUGCAUCUUAUAUGCAGGAAAAGAGGUAUCCAUCUACACUGACAGCCAGUAUGCCCAUUCAACCCUACACGUCUACGCUGCACAGUGGGCAAGAAGAGGCAUGACCACCUCCACUGGCAGACCCGUGGAACAUGCGGAGUUACUCAUAAAGCUGUUAGUAACUAUACAGCUUCCAAGAGCAUUGGCCGUGGUAAAAUGUAAGGCACACACGAAGGGGACAGAUGAUGUAAGCAAGGAGAAUGCAUUGGCCGACGCUGCAGCGAAAUUGGCAGCCCUGACACACCCGAUCAUGAUCAGCAUGGUGGGACAACACACCACUGGAGAACAUUGGAUGGUAGGACAGCAGAUAGGGAGGGGUGAUUCAGGUGUGGUGACUGAACCCAUACAAGACCGGAUACAGGAACCAGAGUAUGAUGAGACCCACGUCAUCAAGAUUGAACCAAAGGAGGCGGGAACACUGUUCACCUCUGUGUCGGCCCUGACACUGAACACUCAAAUCAACCCCCUCAUACCAAUUGAGGUAUUGAAGGAUAUGCAACAGCACGCAUCAAUAGUGGAAAAAGAACGAUGGGAACGGGAUGGUGCCCGCGAAGAACGAUGGAGGGAUAUACACUGUAGGGGACAAACCCUGACUGCCAAGAAACCUGUUCGCUCUGGCUGCAAGAUUGAGCCAUGGUCCCUGCCAUGUCUCAACAGGAGGGAUGGAACUAAUAAUAAGGGAUGCGUUCCACGCAUCUCCAGGACUAAACUCUUAUUUAAAAACAUUUUGUAGACAGUGUUUGAUUUGCUGUAGGCACAACCCUCAAGGUAACAUAAGGCCAAAACGGGGCAGAUGUCCUAGUGGUACUUACCCUUUUGAAAUCAUACACAUGGACUUCAUAGAAUUAACAAGUAGCACAAAUAAAUACAAAUACUGUCUAGUGUUAAUAGAUACGUUCUCCAAAUGGGUAGAGAUAGUCCCAGCUAAGAAAGCAGACGCAUUGACAGUAGCCAAAGCCAUCUGUAAAGAAAUUGUUCCAAAUCAUGGUAUCCCGAGAGUAAUCUGGAGUGAUAAUGGGACUCAUUUUGUAAACGAAAUCAUACAGAACAUGAGUCAACAUUUAGGAAUUACAUUGAAAAAUCACUGUUCAUACCACCCCCAAAGUGCAGGGUUGGUCGAGCGUACGAACGGGACUAUCAAGCUAAGGCUUAGGAAAACCAUGGAACAAACAAAUAAAACAUGGCCGGAAUGUCUGCCGUUAGUCAAAAUGUACAUGAGAAUAGUACCAAACACAAUGGGCCUGACACCUUUCGAGAUAGUAAACGGGAGACCUUUCAGAUUACCUUUGUGGGAGGGGGAACCAUGGCAGGAGAAUGAGGGGGAAUUGGACCCAUUGACAGAAUGGAUGUGCAAAAUGUUUAGAGAAAAGAGUGUGCAAAAUGCCAGUAACUUGCCAGUCUCCUUGUCUUCUCUUCCACAGGCUCUCCUGAAACCGGGUGACGAAAUCCUGAUAAAGGUCAUCAAAAGGAAGUCCUGGGCGACACCCAAGUGGGAAGGACCGUUCCGAGUACUCAUUACCACCCCAACUGCGGUAAAAAUCGCAGAACGAAGCACCUGGAUACAUCAGUCCCAGUGCAAGAAGUUGACACCAGACGCUGCCCUUGAGUAAGCGGGAAGACGGACGGUAUCAAAACCCUUGUCCGCCGAAGAAACCAACAGACACUCACUCACCAGCCACA